UCCUUUUCCUGGAGGAAGCCACGACCGGCGGCGUCGCUGGGACGCCGAGUCGCCGACGCCGCCCAACACCCCGCUCCAUCCCAGUCCAUGUGGCCGCCCCAGCCGUGGGCUAAGCAUCACGCCACCCGCAGCUCGCCGAAUCGUGCGUAGCGCCGGCCGCCCUGGCCAAAUCGAGCAGCGGCGCGGCCACAUCGGGGCUCAGGCAGCGGCUCGGUCACAUCGAGGAGAGGACCACUGCCCACUGGGGGCGGCGCGGGCGCCAAAUCGAGGAGGGGUUACCCCAAUUCCAGUGGCAAGCGAUCAUACUGCGAGGCUCCACCCAGCUUGAAUAGUUGCUGAUUUUGGCUCGUGCCAAAGCUCAACCAAGAUGUUCCCGUGGGAAAUGGACGUUGAUGGAGAGUCGAGCGCAACUCUGGGACAGAUGGAAGACCUGGGAAAAUUUUCAUCGGAGAAUGAGAGUUGUGGCAUUUGUAGAGACAUCAUCAUCGACAGAGGAGUCUUGGAUUGUUGUUCACACUGGUUUUGCUAUACAUGCAUUGAUAACUGGGCUGCCAUCACAAAGCGGUGCCCCCUAUGCAAAAGUGAAUUCCAACACAUAACAUGCACUCCAGUAUAUGGUACAAUUGGAGCUACCGACGAAGAUGAAUACUCUUUAACCAGCUGUGAUGAUGAUUGGUAUGUGCAAGAGGAAAACAGCACACUUUCCUUCCCAUCAUACUAUAUUGAUGCAGAAGCAGUAGUUUGUUUGGAUGAUGGUGAUUGCAAGAUUCGGAAUGGACUUGUGGCAGCUGAGGAUGAUUCAACUUUAGAUACAUCUAUUGCUUGUGAUUCCUGUGAUAAAUGGUAUCAUGCUAUAUGUGUGGGGUUCAAUCCAGCAAUGGCAUCUGACAAUUCAUGGCUCUGCCCAAGAUGCAAGUUUAAUGAAGUGGAACAUGAGGCAGAUGUAAUCUUGAAGCAAAACUUCAGUGAGGAGUGUAUGAUUGGUUCUGAUAGGACAGCUACCAAUGCAUCAUUUUCUGGAAGGGUGUCAGUAUCUGUUGCUGAUGAGGGAGAAACUGCCCUUGUUGUAUCAAUGGUGGGUGUGCAUUCUGAAACUAGGAGUGGUAUAUCAGAAACUUCACUAGGACUUAAGACAGCACAUGAAACAUUUAACUGCAGUUCAUAUCCAAGUCAUUCCAAAGAUGCCCUUGUUGCAGAUGCUAGUUCCCUGCGGAACACAGAUAUUUUCAGUACAUCCCAGAAUAAACCUUCUGAAACAAAUGUUGUUCACCCUCUUUAUCCUGAGCCAACAGAAACAUCAUUACAAUUUUCACCAAUACGUGAGCCAGCAACAACCAUAUUUAGCUCAGAGCAGGGUAACAUGUCAACUGAACGGUUAGAAGUACCAAAGCUUGUGUCAUCUUGUCCAGUAGUAGAUAACGGCAAGGAGGCUAAAAGUACUGGAGAGGAGAAUUCAGUGGAGCAAAGCAAUAAUGAAUUAUCUCCUGUAACCAAAUCUCCACAACCUUUCUUGUCAGAUGAAGUUCAGCAGAUGAAAACUGCACAGAACCUACAGUUGCCACUUAGGCAUGAUGGGCAUAAUAGCGAUGACAUGAAACACGAGGACAUGGAAUCUGGAAAUGAAGUGAUCCAUCCUGCGAAGAAAGCAAAAUUGGAAGUGCAAGAGCAGGACAUUAAUGUAAUUGGAAGCUCUGGUUUUUCUUCAACACAUAGUCAUACUACUAGUCCUGUAAAAGCUACCGACGAUGAUAUGCCAGAGUCUGUCGCACAACAGAAAUCUAUUCCUGAUAUAAUGAGCAUUGUUGAAGGUGAUGUUUACAGAAGAGAUCCUGGUAGAGAGCUGGCUAAGCCUGUAGGAAGAAGAGCAGGAGAUAAGCCUGGUCCUAGAGUGAAAAAGAUCUUCCGAAAGGAAGAAGGAAAAGAAUCGUCUGCCUUGGUUCAAAAGUUACAGAAAGAGAUCAGGGAAGUAGUUAGAGAUACAGGCACUAAUAUACUCGAGAAGGAUGGAUCCUUUGAUGAAAAACUGUUGAGUGCGUUCCGUGCAGCUAUAGGAAAGUCAGUGGAUGGACCAGCCAAAAGUACUAAUACCAACCAAUUAUUGAGAACAAGGAGAUCAUUGCUUCAGAAGGGCAAGAAACGUGAAAACCUGACCAAAAAGUUGUAUGGAACAUCUACAGGAAGAAGAAGAAGCGAUUGGCAUCGUGAUUGGGAAGUUGAAUUCUGGAAAUACCGUUGCUCCCCAGGAAUAAAUCCUGAAAAGAUUGAGACAUUGCAAUCAGUACUUCAGCUACUCAAGAAAUCCUCUGAAAUGGACAAGGAAAGUGCUAAGGGGAAAAAGGAAGAGAAUAACAACAAUUCCAUUUUGUCCAGGUUGUAUUUAGCUGAUGCAUCAGUUGUUCCCAGGAAGGAUGGUAUUAGGCCUCUCUCAGCCCUUGCAGGAUGUGCACCAUUAGAUAAAAGUAGCCAAAUUAAAGCUAAUGGUAACAAAUCUUCUAAUAUACCUGCAGCAGGCACCGAGACAAUGAAAAUCAGUUCACCCAGCAGCACUGGGAAAGCAUCAAGCUCUUCAAUUCUGAAUAAAGAAGCAUCUAGCAGAAGAGAAAAUAGAAAUAGCCAGCCCUCCCAGGAUAAGAGAAACCAAUCUUCUGGUGAUAUCAAGCAGGACAAAAGAAAAUGGGCUCUUGAGAUCCUGGCAAGAAAAAAUGCCAGUUCUGCUACAAGCAAAGAUCAAACUGGAGGCACUGAUGCUCUCAAGGGAAACUUCCCUCUACUAGCACAACUUCCGAUGGAUAUGAGGCCGCAGCUUGCAGCUGGCAGCAACAAAAAGGUUCCGGUAUCAGUUAGACAGGCACAACUUCACCGCAUUGCUGAGCAUUAUUUGCAGAAAGCAAACUUGGAUGUCAUUCGCAGAUGUGCAGAUACUGAAUUGGCCAUUGCUGAUGCUGUCAAUGUAGAAAUGGGUAUUUAUGAAAGGUCAAAUAGCAAAUCAAUUUAUGUGAAUCUUUGCUCUCAGGCUACUCGCCAGCAUGCCAAGGCAAAAUCUGAUAAUGACACUUCAAAUCUAACCAAAAGGACUGAAUCAGGCAGUGAUCAGAUAUCACAGGAGGUUACAUCUGAGGAUACCAAUGUUAGUGGCAGUGAUGUGGAAGAGGCUCUAAACAGAGCAGCUGUCUCCGAUCAAAAGAGUGAACUAGGCGAUGAUACUGCACUAGAACAUACUGUGCACAAGGAUACUGUUAGCUUCAGCAGUGCUGAAGACGCACUAAGAAAAGCGGGCCUCUUUGAUUCCCCUCCUAACAGUCCUGACAGAGGGACCACGGAGGUUGAAGGAGAAUCCAGGCUAGAGGAACCGAGCAAAAACUUGCAGUCAAAUCCCGAGGAUGUAUCCUCACUGAAAGAUGAUAAUUCAUCGCUGCCUACUGAUCUUGAUGCUGCAAACUGCCAAAGCCUUGACACUAUGAGUCAGCAACAUGAACGUAAUUCUGAGGAACAACAGAAGUUGACAAGCAAGGGAGAAACUGAGGACGUGGCAGCAAAGAAAAUCAAUGCCGCAAACUUGACUGAAGUCGAUAGGUGCAGUGAGCAAUGCGAAAAAUCAAGUGGACCUGGUAAAGAAAUUUCAGUUGAUUGCAGCGUGCCUGAUAAAGUUCCUGGGCAUGCAGGGGCUUCAAGAGAGAUGAUAAAAGUAGCGAGCACUUCACCUAAUCAAUCUCAUGGUGAAGUGAUCAGCAAACCAAAGAAUUCAGAGGCCCCUAAAGAGAAAUCUCGCAGUGACAAACCAUCAGUAAACAGCAAAGACCCGAAAGCAGACAAAGCAAAACAUGCAGCUGAAGCUGGAGAUGAUCCGAAGAAGCGGGCAUCUGAUCAAGCUGGUAAAAAUACACCAGAUGCCUCAAACUCUACAUAUAAGAAGGUUGAAAUGUUUGUGAAAGAGCAGAUCAGGCCACUUUGCAAGAGCGGUGUGAUCACGGUUGAUCAAUAUAAGUGGGCCGUCGUGAAAACAACCGACAAGGUAAUGAGCUUCCACCGCGAUGCCAAAAAUGCCAACUUUUUGAUCAAGGAGGGUGACAAGGUGAAGAAGCUUGCGCUGCAGUACGUUGAGGCAUCUCAGCAGAAGAUCAGUUGACUCUUACGGGAUUUUGUAAAAUGUGAUCGCAAUGCAUAGGUAUUGUUUUCUCGUGCUGGAGCAAGCAAUCUAUGAAAAUGACUUAUGUGGAUAUGGUUAAUCGUGUACAGGCGGGAAACAAGUUCCCGUAAAUAAUUUUUACAUAUGCGUUUUGCACCUGAGGAAACAAGUUCAUUCGUGACUCCAUUUUGACAGGAACAAAUGCUUCAGGUGAAAUUGAAGAAAUUUUGCUCGAAUC
Molecule: messenger RNA, 4364 nt
Organism: Sorghum bicolor (sorghum)
Lineage: Eukaryota; Viridiplantae; Streptophyta; Magnoliopsida; Poales; Poaceae
Exons: 15
Coding region: 368-4126 (1252 amino acids)
Biological process (GO): protein ubiquitination
Molecular function (GO): ubiquitin protein ligase activity
Source: RefSeq, a predicted model, not a curated record